UUCCAGUAGAUGGCGGGAAUGCACCUUUAAGUUGGUCAGCCAGCCGCCAUCAAACUCCAGAAGAAAAAGAAAACGGGGAGCAGUAGUGCCAUCACACAGCUUUGAGUCUUCUGAGAUGAGAUCUGCUCCUCCCACAACGGUUUAUGAAGGAAAGUCGAAAACAUGACUGAUCCAGAACCCUGCAGAAUAAAACAGGAAGACACUGAAGAACAAAUAGGCUGGUACCUGAAAGAAGAGAACAAGGAGAUUGAAGAACCGACUGAAGUAGAAGAGAAACCUCAUGUAAAAACUGAAGAAACAUUCUCAAAACUCUCAUUGAAAAGAAGAGAUGAAAUAUAUUUCACUUGUCCGCAGUGUGGAAAGAGUUUCUCAUGCAAGAACAAUCUUGAUGUUCACAUAAAAUGUCAUCUUGAUGGGUUUUCAGAUGACCUGAAGGACCACCUGAAAGUUUAUACAAGGAAGAAGAAGCCUUAUGUAUGUAAUUUAUGUGGAAAUAGUUUUAUUCAGAGGGCUACAUUAAAAAGACACCAGAAAAGACACAGUGGUGUGAAGGAUCAUGGUUGCUCUGAGUGUGGGAAGACUUUUUUUACUGAUGGUGCACUGAAAGUGCACCUGAUAGUUCACACUACAGAAACACCUUACAAGUGUUCACACUGUGACAAGAGAUUCAAACGGUCAAUAUAUGUGAAAAGACAUGAGAGAAUCCACACUGGAGAGAAACCAUAUACAUGUGAUCAGUGUGGGAAGAGUUUUGGACGAAAAGUACAUCUUAACAAACACUUGACAGUCCACACUGGAGAGAAGCCGUACAAAUGUGAUCAGUGUGGCAGGGGUUUUACACAAAAAGACCUCCUAAAUGUUCACAUGACAAUCCACACUGGAGAGAAGCCGUACACAUGUGAUCAGUGUGGGAAGAGUUUCAGAAUAUCAAGUGUUUUUAGAAGUCAUCUGCUUAUUCAUUCAAAUGAAAGACUUUAUAACUGUGACCAGUGUGGUAAACAUUUCUUUAGAACAGGGGCCCUAAAUAGGCAUCUGAAAGUUCAUACAAAGGAGAAGCCUCAUCUGUGUUCUUUGUGUGGAAAGAGUUUUAGUGAACGGGAUGCUUUAAAAAUACACCAGAAAAGACACAGUGGUGUGAAGGAUCAUAUUUGCUCUGAGUGUGGGAAGGCGUUUUUUACAGAUGCUGAAGUGAAAAAGCACAAGGUAAUUCACACUACAGAAACACCUUUUAAUUGUUCACACUGUGACAAGAGAUUUAAACGGUCCGUAUAUCUUAAAGUACAUGAGAGGAUCCAUACUGGAGAGAAGCCGUAUCACUGCCAUUCAUGUGGCAAGAGUUUCACUCAAUUAUAUUCUCUAACCUAUCACAAAAAAAAGAUGCAUGUCUGAAAUAACAGUAAGUAAUUUAAAUAUUGAUCUGUACUUACAGAUGUGAUGCUGUGGAGAGCCACAUCAAGUAAUUAUUUUGGCAAUCAAUUAAU
Messenger RNA from Carassius auratus (goldfish), 1481 nucleotides. RefSeq names its product zinc finger protein 501. NCBI's taxonomy places the organism in Eukaryota, Metazoa, Chordata, Actinopteri, Cypriniformes, Cyprinidae. Gene Ontology annotation, molecular function: DNA-binding transcription factor activity, RNA polymerase II-specific; RNA polymerase II cis-regulatory region sequence-specific DNA binding. Gene Ontology annotation, cellular component: PcG protein complex; transcription regulator complex; chromatin. The transcript is spliced from 3 exons. Gene Ontology annotation, biological process: regulation of transcription by RNA polymerase II. The record is from RefSeq and is a predicted model, not a curated record. The coding region runs from base 163 to 1389 and encodes 408 amino acids.